Rodentolepis nana is the source of this 249-nucleotide messenger RNA. Lineage: Eukaryota; Metazoa; Platyhelminthes; Cestoda; Cyclophyllidea; Hymenolepididae. The record is from the annotation of a GenBank genome assembly.
UUGGCUCUACACGUCUCCAAACCUGGCGCCAGCUUGCUCGUGAAGCUCUGGGAUUGUCAAGAAGUAAACGAAUUCAAGCUCCUCCUGGAACGUUUUUACAAGGGUCCCUGGGAUACUAAUAGUGGUCCUACCGCCGCUUCCUCUCCUGCUGUUCGGGUUCUUAAACCACCUGCCAGUCGUAAGGACUCCGCAGAGAUCUACAUAUGUGCCAGGGGAUUUUGUCUUUCACCACCUCCGAUUAAUAAAUAG